AUGCCCAAACCUCCUACGAUCCCAUGCUUGGUCAAGUCUAGAGGCAUACGGUUUGGAAAAGUGCCUUCAUACUCGCCGACCAAAGAAGUCUUGUGCAAUUAUGAAACCAUAGAGGACUUGGACGCCAUAGACGGAAUCUGUAAGGACUCACAUAGUGGGUUCUUGAGUUGGUCCAGAAGACCGUUCAACGAGAGAAGUGAAAUAUUGAGAGCUUCUUCGAGCUUAGUGAAGAAGAACAAGGAACAGUAUGUUGACGCUCAUAUGGCAAUUGGCGCUGGAAGGCCGUUUGCCGAGUUCAUCACCGACUUGGCGCUGCAGAACAUCUUAGAGCAUGCCUUGCCUAUUUCUAGGCCAGACGGUGAAGUGCUUAAGAGUCAGGCAAGUGAGUUGGCACUUUCAGUUAGGACUCCAGUGGGACCUGUGCUUUCAAUCGCUCCAUGGAAUGCACCUACGGUGCUCUGGGCUAGAGCCAUUGCAGCUCCUUUAGCUGCUGGUUGUUCUGUGGUUGCCAAGGCGCUGGAAAAGAAUCCAGAAACAUCUUAUCUCCUUGCUAAGGACUUUCAUGAGGCUGGUGUUGACCUUGGUGCGUUGCAAGUGGCUAACUUUGCUCCUCAAGAUCAACCUCAAGCUACCCAGAGACUCAUAGAGAACCAGCAUAUUAAGAAACUUACUUUUACAGGCUCCACGGGUCUUGGAUCUAAGCUUGCUGAGAUUGCGGGGCGCUCAUUGAAGCCUACUUUAUUAGAGCUCGGUGGUAAGAAUGUUCAGAUUGUUACUCCCGAUGCCGAUCUAGAGAAGGCAGCAGAGCUGCUGCUUUUCAGUGCUUGGGUCCAUAAUGGCCAGGUUUGCAUGUGUCUCGACAACUGUUACGUUCACAGUUCUGUCGUGGACGAGUUCCUUAAGAUCUUGGUUGAGAAGGCUAAAAGUCAGCCAAGUGAUGGCACUCCACUUAGAGAUAUCGAUGGUGCCGAUAAAGUUCGUGGUUUGGUAUCUCAGGCUAUUGACAAAGGUGCAAAGGUUGUAUUUGGAGACCCUAAACAACUGCAAGAUGCAUUUGUUCUGCCUUUGAUAUUGGCUGGUGUUGAUAACUCCAUGAACAUAUACUACGAAGAGACCUUUGGUCCUGUCUUCUCUGUAAUGAAGUACGAUAACCUUGAUAACGUUAUCGACGAGGUGAAUAACUUGCGGUUCGGUCUAAAGACGUCUAUUUGGUCUAAAAAUAUUCUAAAUGCUGUAUCUGUGGCUAAGAGGAUAGACUCUGGAGCUAUCCAUAUUAAUGGAUCUACUGUCCAUGACGAGGCCACACCACUGGGGUCUUGA
Molecule: messenger RNA, 1320 nt
Organism: Candidozyma haemuli
Lineage: Eukaryota; Fungi; Ascomycota; Pichiomycetes; Serinales; Metschnikowiaceae
Exons: 2
Coding region: 1-1320 (439 amino acids)
Molecular function (GO): succinate-semialdehyde dehydrogenase (NAD+) activity
Source: RefSeq, a predicted model, not a curated record